AUGGCCUCCGUCGCUUGUUCACGACAAGCCCUUGUGAUUGUGAUUAGCGUUCUUAUUGCGAAUGCCGUUUCCGGACACUUCAUCGAAGCGACUGACAAUCAAUCCGGCAUUACUGAUGCUGAUACGGACCCCCCGUUAGAAGAACCCCCUGUUCACAUUCCUGACGUCAGCAAGGUUCAACGGCUUUCCUGGAAGCCUAGGGCAUUCCUGUUCCCCCAAUUCUUAUCCGAGGCGGAGUGUGACUACAUUGUCAACUAUUCACGUCCUCGGAUGGAGCGGUCCACAGUGCUAAGCGAGAGUGGGAAGAGCGUGCGGGAUAGCAUACGCACCAGCGAUGGCUCCUUCAUUGUUAAGUACGAGAAUGCAGUCAUUCGGCGCAUUGAAGAGCGUGUGGCUGCUUGGACCUUCCUCCCCAUCGAGAACCAGGAGGCGAUGCAAGUGCUGAGGUACAGAGACGGGCAGGAGUACGGGGCACACUGGGACUACAUCGACCCUGCCAAGGCACCCACCCCAGGGGGCCCUCGCUAUGCCACAGUGCUCAUGUACCUCACUGAUGUGGAGAAGGGCGGCGAGACUGCCUUCCCUGAGUCCGAGGUACGAGGGACGCACUGA
Molecule: messenger RNA, 612 nt
Organism: Closterium sp. Yama58-4
Lineage: Eukaryota; Viridiplantae; Streptophyta; Zygnematophyceae; Desmidiales; Closteriaceae
Source: the annotation of a GenBank genome assembly